AUGGAGGUUGCCAGCAUGACACAGCCUGACCAGGCAAACGGUGCUCACUCAACUUCCAUCGCCAUGGACGCCUCUAUGGAUAUCGACAUGGAUAUUGACCUCGGACCGCUUCCAGAGCCGGAACCAAUUGAAACAGAUCCCGCGACAACAACAGUUACUAGUCAAGACGGCUCGAUCGAUCCCACAACGGCUGAAACGCAGUAUGAGAAGGUUCAUAUACGAGGUGUUGACGAUUUAACUACGGAUAGUAUCAAACAAUUCGCGACAGAUUACUUCUCCGGCGAGGCCCCUUCCCGCAUCGAGUGGAUCGACGAUACAUCCGCAAAUAUCAUCUAUUCAUCUCCUGAAGUUGGUCUGCAAGCUCUGGCAGCUUUCACGCAGACCAGCGAAGAGGAAGAUACAUCUUCAUUUCCACCUUUGCGCUUACGGUCUGCCAAGGCGUUGUCGACGCACCCCGAAUCUGUGCUUCAAGUAAGGUCGGCAGUGAAGACCGAUCGCAAAAAGCCCCGGGCCUACGAAGCCAGUCGAUUCUAUCUCAUGCAUCCUGAACACGACCCCCGGGAGAAGCUGCGACGAGAACUCGCAGAUAGACGUCGUCAAGGCGGUGAAGUCUCAAGCGAUGGUGACUAUCAACGAAGACGGUUCGACGGUCGGGAGCUUAGACGGCGAAGAGACCGUGACGCGGACGAACAUUUCAGCGCCAAUAUGUACGACGAUGAAGGCCCACGUGCUAGCUCCGACUAUUCAGACACAGAGAGAGGUCGCAACGGACGAACACGGAGAGGCCAGCGGGAACUAUUCCCAGACGAAGGACGUUUAUCUGGCCGCCUUCGGAAUCGGAGCGCCUCUCCAGGUCGCGACACCCUGGCCGAGAGUGGUCGUCUAGAGCAAGAGGAGCGCGGCACACGAAGUCGCUUCCGGGAGCGCUCGCCACAGCUUAUCCGUCGCAACGAAGGCAAGGAGCUUUUGCCCUCUCGUACUAGCGACAGCGAUUCCAAUGCCCGCGAACUCUUUCCAAACAAGCCAUCGUCGAGCUACCUCAAGAAAGAACUUUUGCCAAGCAAACAAAGCAAUCAUCGUCGCUCAGAUGCGAUUGAUGCCGCUGAUGACACAGCAGAUCUGUUCUCGAGAAUCUCUGCACCCCGGGGGGAUGGCGCUCGGGACCAGAACUUGUCGCGCAAUAAGAACAUCGAGUUGUUUCCGGACUCGGCGGGUCAAAACGGGGUCAACAUUCGUGGAGCAGCUGGCCAGGACCAGGGUAUCUCGAUUCGAGGUGCGGCCAACGGCGUGUCAAUCAAGGGUCGAGGCUCAUCUGUCCGAGAGCUGUUCCCUUCCAAGUACAAGUCCAAUGCCGGCAAAGAGUUAUUCUCUGAUAAGAUAGAAGGACGAGGCGGUCCUCGAAGGAGGGCAGAGGACAUGUUUGGCUAG
Aspergillus udagawae is the source of this 1428-nucleotide messenger RNA. RefSeq names its product NCBP3 domain-containing protein. The record is from RefSeq and is a predicted model, not a curated record. Lineage: Eukaryota; Fungi; Ascomycota; Eurotiomycetes; Eurotiales; Aspergillaceae. Gene Ontology annotation, cellular component: cytosol; nucleus. Bases 1 to 1428 code for a protein of 475 amino acids. The transcript is spliced from 2 exons. Gene Ontology annotation, molecular function: RNA 7-methylguanosine cap binding; mRNA binding.